UCUGAGAUUCUCGUUUCGUUUCAGUUUGAAAUGGACGCUCAGCUGCUUUCGCUCGUUCGCGCUUCCAAGACGCCCCUCGCCGUCCACCAGCUGCGCUCCAUGCUGGCGCGGCCAUCGUCCCCACAACAGCCAGAAGACCGCGAGACCAAGCGCCCGCGACUCUCUCCCGCUGCAAAGGACGACGAGGCGGCAGAACCGACACAAGCGGACGUCCUCGACGCUGUGCAGCGCCUCUGCGAGCAAAGAGCAAUAGAGCACAAGCUUGUUUCGGAAAACCCGCGUUUAGAGCUCGUUUGGAGCGCGCUGGCGGUCUGGCCAACACUCGCAGUCGCAACCAUCGAGCCUCUGCCAUCAGCACCUGCAAAAGAGACCCCAAUGGACACGGCUUCUGCGGAACACAGCCAAGAGGCGGCAGUGCAAGAUUCAGGCAAGGCAACCACUCCCACACGACCGACAAUCUCAACGCCCAGCAAGACCACGCCCGGCUCGCGACACCGGCAAUUCAAGCGCCCUGGUGCGUUUGUCUCGCCCAUGUCUGCAAAACCCGUGUCUCGAGAGACUGUCGUUUCGAACGUCAAAAGUAAACAUGCCGAGCUUGAGGCGGUUGAGCGGGAACUGGCGCAGCUGGAUGGCGAAUACUCAAUCCAAGAACUCCAAGAUCAUAUCACCAAGUUGCACGAGUACAAUGAGAUCAAGGAUGCUGGCCAGAUUGUGUUGGGCCGAUUGGCUGAAAUCCGCAACGUCACCACGAAGGCCAUGUACGCCGAGUUUGAGUUGAGUUUGGAUGAUUGAAAACGCUCUCUGUUCUUGUUGUCAUUAAAGCACCACUUUCAGGUCUUUUUGAUGUGGUUGUCAAGUCACCUCGAUGACACCUCGAUGAGUGAA
Molecule: messenger RNA, 885 nt
Organism: Capsaspora owczarzaki ATCC 30864
Lineage: Eukaryota; Filasterea; Ministeriida; Capsasporidae
Exons: 5
Coding region: 31-792 (253 amino acids)
Biological process (GO): double-strand break repair via homologous recombination
Cellular component (GO): Swi5-Sfr1 complex; Swi5-Swi2 complex
Source: RefSeq, a predicted model, not a curated record